CAAGGAGAGGAGAAGUCCAAUUUGAAGAGGCGGGUACGAGCUGGGAUAUGUAGUCAAUGCUGAAGGACGGUCUGACAGCUGCUAUCAGCAGCGUGCUGUACAACAAUAUCGCUAUGGAGUAUCCAAGCCGUGUACUCAUUUCUCAGUGAACUCACAGAGUAGCCGGCUAGCUCUCAUGUCAAUGGGUUGUAGAGCACACUGAAACGCGAAUCGGUCAAACUGUGGCGCAGCUAUUGCUGUGGCGUUUGCUCUUGCUCGCUCUCGCUCUCGAUGUUGCGUCACUGGCACGCACCAAGACCAUAAGAUCUUGUUCGUAUGGUGUGUUCGCAACUUCUCCCACCAUUCUCCUCCAAGAAACAAUGCGAAAUGUCGAAACAAUCUUCCUCCACCUUCUCGACUUCCAGCUACAGCUACUCAAGCUCAAGCAGUAGCAGCACCUCGGAAGGGGUCACUACGGGUUCGCGCUCGGCGCAACAUGUCUAUACCGACUCUGAAGGCAACACAACUGUAAAGACGGCCAAUCAAAAUCUCGGAGAACCAGUGAUCCAAGACACUCGUCACUUCGAUUCCAGUGGACAAGAGAGAGUCGGUGCUUUGGGAAGUUCUGGUGCAACUACUAGUCGCAGGAUCGAAGACGUCAGCGAUGAGGAUCAGGCCAGGAGAGAUCGAGAGUACGAAGAGCGUAUGGAGGAUGAGUGAGUGUAGCCUGAGCCGGAAUACAAUUCUCCAUGCUGACUU
This is a messenger RNA of Pseudocercospora fijiensis CIRAD86, 738 nucleotides long. RefSeq lists its product as uncharacterized. The coding region runs from base 367 to 699 and encodes 110 amino acids. The transcript has a single exon. NCBI's taxonomy places the organism in Eukaryota, Fungi, Ascomycota, Dothideomycetes, Mycosphaerellales, Mycosphaerellaceae. The record is from RefSeq and is a predicted model, not a curated record.